AUGCAGCUGGACCCCAAGCCUAGCAGGGCUGGAGCCCACAGCCGAUUCCUGCCCCUGCAGUCACAGUGCCCCGAGGGGGCAGGGGACGCAGUGAUGUACGCCUCUACUGAGUGUAAGGCCGAGGUGACGCCCUCCCAGCAUGGCAACCGCACCUUCAGCUACACGCUGGAGGACCACACCAAGCAGGCCUUUGGCAUCAUGAACGAGCUGCGGCUCAGCCAGCAGCUGUGUGAUGUCACGCUGCAGGUCAAGUACGAGGAUGCACCAGCCGCCCAGUUCAUGGCCCACAAGGUGGUGCUGGCCUCAUCCAGCCCCGUCUUUAAGGCCAUGUUCACCAACGGGCUGCGGGAGCAGGGCAUGGAGGUGGUGUCCAUCGAGGGCAUCCAUCCCAAGGUCAUGGAGCGCCUCAUCGAGUUCGCCUACACGGCCUCCAUCUCCAUGGGUGAGAAGUGCGUGCUCCAUGUCAUGAACGGCGCCGUCAUGUACCAGAUUGACAGUGUUGUCCGUGCCUGCAGUGACUUCCUGGUGCAGCAGCUGGACCCCAGCAAUGCCAUCGGCAUUGCCAACUUCGCCGAGCAGAUUGGCUGUGCUGAGCUGCACCAGCGCGCCCGGGAGUACAUCUACAUGCACUUCGGGGAGGUGGCCAAGCAAGAGGAGUUCUUCAACCUGACCCAUUGCCAGCUGGCGACACUCAUCAGCCGGGACGAUCUGAACGUGCGCUGCGAGUCGGAAGUCUUCCACGCCUGCAUCAACUGGGUCAAGUAUGACUGCGAGCAGCGGCGUUUCUACGUGCAGGCGCUGCUGAGGGCCGUGCGCUGCCACUCGCUCACGCCCCACUUCCUGCAGAUGCAGCUGCAGAAGUGCGAGAUCCUGAAGUCGGACUCCCGCUGCAAGGACUACCUGGUCAAGAUCUUCCAGGAGCUCACGCUGCACAAACCCACGCAGGUGAUGCCCUGCCGGGCACCCAAGGUGGGCCGGCUCAUCUACGCGGCUGGUGGCUACUUCCGCCAGUCACUCAGCUACCUGGAAGCCUACAACCCUAGCGAUGGCACAUGGCUCCGACUGGCAGACCUGCAGGUGCCACGUAGUGGCCUGGCAGGUUGUGUGGUGGGCGGGCUGUUGUAUGCCGUGGGCGGCCGCAACAACUCACCGGAUGGCAACACCGACUCCAGUGCCCUGGACUGCUAUAACCCCAUGACUAACCAAUGGUCACCCUGCGCCCCCAUGAGUGUGCCACGCAACCGCAUCGGGGUUGGGGUCAUUGACGGGCACAUCUAUGCCGUCGGUGGUUCCCAUGGUUGCAUCCACCAUAACAGUGUGGAGAGGUAUGAGCCGGAGCGGGACGAGUGGCACUUGGUGGCCCCCAUGCUGACGCGAAGAAUCGGGGUGGGGGUGGCUGUCCUCAACCGUCUGCUCUAUGCUGUCGGGGGAUUCGACGGGACAAACCGCCUCAAUUCGGCUGAGUGUUACUACCCAGAGAGGGAUGAGUGGCGAAUGAUCACACCCAUGAACACCAUCCGAAGUGGGGCAGGAGUCUGCGUCCUGCACAAUUGUAUCUAUGCCGCGGGGGGCUACGACGGUCAGGACCAGCUCAACAGUGUGGAGCGCUACGAUGUGGAGACAGAAACGUGGACCUUUGUAGCCCCCAUGAAGCAUCGGCGGAGCGCCCUGGGGAUUACUGUGCACCAGGGGAGGAUCUACGUCCUUGGAGGCUAUGAUGGUCACACGUUUCUGGAUAGCGUGGAGUGUUAUGACCCAGACACGGACACCUGGAGUGAGGUGACCCACAUGACGUCUGGCCGGAGCGGGGUUGGCGUUGCUGUCACCAUGGAGCCCUGCCGGAAGCAGAUCGACUUGCAGAACUGUACCUGCUGAGCCAUUUUUAUUUCCUGGGCAAAAAAAUGGUCCAAUUGACAGUAUUGUAUUUGUACAAAAAUAAGGACCCAAGAAAAGGCAACAGAGCAAACCCGCCUCCUUUAGGAUGGGAGUGUGGGAUGCCUCAGUGUUAAAAACAACAACUUGAAGGCAAAGAAAGCUGGAGCAGGAACCCAAGUCAAAGAAGCCCUGGGAAUGUCUGAGACAGCCUGCCUGCAGAGUGGUGUGGGAAGGGCAGGCUCGUGGCAGAGAGGCCCCCAACCCACUGGCCAGAAGUUCGGCCUGGGUCCCACACCAGCAGCUGCCACCUUUUGAGGUGAAAGCAGGUGCCGAGGUCAGGCUGGUUUUUGUUCCCGGCAAUGGUGUGACUGGUUCCUGGAGGACUGGUAAGGGGCCAAGUGAGGCCUCAGAGGUCGAGGCCCCUGUGGAGGUGUGGACCCCAGGGAUGGGCUUGUACAUAGAAACCACUGGAUCUCUCUGCCCUGGACAGUCAUUUUAUUGAUAAGUAACCCUGUAACUUUCCAGUGAAAAUAAAGAACAGACUAACUAGUGUCUUCCACCCGGCUCUCAGCUGGAGGCCUUAAACUGGGCACAGAAAGGGCUCUGGAAAUGCACUGAGUCUUGAUUUCAGGCUUGUAUUUGAAGCCAGUUAUCUCUGAUCAUCGCAUCCUGGUAUGUAGGCCAUCUCCCCACAGGCAGCCACACACGACUCAUUGUCUCAGGUGCUGAUGUUUGGAAGGCAAUGACCUAACUCUUUGACACAUCUCCUGGAGCCCCUAAGGUUAAUUUCUUUUCUUUUUUCAAUCAGCAGGGUCUGGUAAUAAUCCAAAACCCAAUCAAUUGACUUCAAGUCAAUUCCAACUCAUAGCAACCCUACAGGACAGAGUAGAACUGCCCCAUAGGGUUUCCUAGGCUGUAAUCUUUUCAGGAGUAGGCUGCCACGUCUUUCUACUGUGGAGCGGCUUGUGCGUUCGAACCGCUGACCUUUCAGUUAGCAGCCGAGCACUUACCCACUACGCCACCAAGGCUCCUUGGUCUGAUAAUAUGUGUGUUAAAUUCCUUAAGGAAUUAACAGAUGUUAUUAGUUUUCAGUUGCUGUCCAGUCAUUCCCGACUCACUUGUGGCCCCAGGUGUGUCAGAGUAGAACUGCGCUCCAUAGGGUUUUCAUGGCUGUGAACUUUUGGAAGCAGAUCCCCAGGUAUAAGAUUAAUUUCAAUCACAGUGUGCAGUUUAUAUUUUAAGGCUGACCGUCCCCAACAUGCCUUUCCAAUUUGGUGAAAAUCUAUCCAGACAUUUUUUUAUGAGCUGCAAUAACGCAGACUGGACCUUUGUUUUAUUUAGAUGCUUGGAUAUUAAAAGGGCAGAGGAGUUCCCGAGAGAUGGAGUUGUUUGGGAAUUAUUUUAGGCAAGGGGUUCGGACACUGGCCCGUUCUGAACAAUUUGUGCGAAGGCAGUAUGUGGCCCGGGUCUUCUGCCAGUCAGCUCUAUACGUGCUGGGGGUGGAUAAAAGAUGGACAAAAUAGGGUCACAACUCUUGGGGACUUCACAGGUUUUUCCAAUCGCUUACAGAGAAAACACCGAUGCCUUCUCUCAGGGUCUCAGAAGAAACCUGGUACCUCCCCUCUCUGCAGCCUCACUCAGUUCUGGAAGACUCCAGGAGUUCUCUGGCCCUAAUCCUAAAGUUUCUGUGGAACAAGAAAAUAAAUCUGUGUUGACUUCAUCAAAUGGGUGGGGAAAGACUGGAAAUUAUAAGCAUAAUAUCUAGCUAGCCUUUUAGCAUUUACAAAGUACUUCUACACAUAUUGGAGCCCUGGUGGUGCAGCUGUUGAGAGCUUGGCUGCUACCCAAAAGGUCAGCAGUUCAAAUCCACCAGCCACUUCUUGGCAACCCUAUGGGGCAGUUCUACUCUGUCCUAUAGGGUCGCUAUGAGUUGGAAUCAACUUGAUGGCAACAGAUUUGGUUUUCUAUACAUAUUAUUUGAACCUCACAAUAGCACUGUGAGCUAGAAAGGGCAGGCAUGAACUCUUUUCUUUUUCAGAUACAGAAGCAGGGGCUCAGAGAAGUGACUAGCCCAAGGUCACACAGCCUGUAAGUGAUGAAGUACAGAUUCGACCUUUGGAGCCUGACACGAAAGCAGCCAUUGUCAGCCACAGCUGGCUACCUACUACUGUUCCAUUUGAGAGCAGGAACAUUAAAGAGGGCUUGUGGAGUCAGUGAAGGAGCCCUGGUGGCGCAGUGGUUAAG
Messenger RNA from Trichechus manatus latirostris (Florida manatee), 4119 nucleotides. RefSeq names its product kelch like ECH associated protein 1 (gene KEAP1). The transcript is spliced from 5 exons. The coding region runs from base 1 to 1875 and encodes 624 amino acids. Lineage: Eukaryota; Metazoa; Chordata; Mammalia; Sirenia; Trichechidae. The record is from RefSeq and is a predicted model, not a curated record. Gene Ontology annotation, molecular function: protein binding.